AUGACUCUGAUGCACAGGUCUUACCCACCCCAGACCCAUCAUGACUCUGUGAUGCACAGGUCUUACCCACCCCAGACCCAUCAUGACUCUGUGAUGCACAGGUCUUACCCACCCCAGACCCAUCAUGACUCUGUGAUGCACAGGUCUUACCCACCCCAGACCCAUCAUGACUCUGUGAUGCACAGGUCAUACACACCCCAGACCCAUCAUGACUCUGUGAUGCACAGGUCCUACCUACCCCAGACCCAUCAUGACUCUGUGAUGCACAGGUCUUACCCACCCCAGACCCAUCAUGACUCUGUGAUGCACAGGUCCUACCUACCCCAGACCCAUCAUGACUCUGUGAUGCACAGGUAUUACCCACCCCAGACCCAUUAUGACUCUGUGAUGCUCAUGUCUUACCCACCCCAGACCCAUUAUGACUCUGUGAUGCUCAUGUCUUACCCACCCCAGACCCAUUAUGACUCUGUGAUGCACAGGUCUUACCCACCCCAGACCCAUUAUGACUCUGUGAUGCUCAUGUCUUACCCACCCCAGACCCAUCAUGACUCUGUGAUGCACAGGCCUUACCCACCCCAGACCCAUCAUGACUCUGUGAUGCACAGGUCUUACCCACCCCAGACCCAUCAUGACUCUGUGAUGCACAGGUCUUACCCACCCCAGACCCAUCAUGACUCUGUGAUGCACAGGCCUUACCCACCCCAGACCCAUCAUGACUCUGUGAUGCACAGGUCUUACCCACCCCAGACCCAUCAUGACUCUGUGAUGCACAGGUCUUACCCACCCCAGACCCAUCAUGACUCUGCGAUGCACAGGUCUUACACACCCCAGACCCAUCAUGACUUUGUGAUGCACAGGUCCUACCUACCCCAGACCCAUCAUGACUCUGUGAUGCACAGGUCUUACACACCCCAGACCCAUCAUGACUCUGUGAUGCACAGGUCUUUCACACCCCAGACCCAUCAUGACUCUGUGAUGCACAGGUCCUACCUACCCCAGACCCAUCAUGACUCUGUGAUGCACAGGUCCUACCUACCCCAGACCCAUCAUAACUCUGUGAUGCACAGGUCCUACCUACCCCAGACCCAUCAUAACUCUGUGAUGCACAGGUCUUACCCACCCCAGACCCAUCAUGACUCUGUGAUGCACAGGUCUUACACACCCCAGACCCAUCAUGACUCUGUGAUGCACAGGUCCUACCUACCCCAGACCCAUCAUGACUCUGUGAUGCACAGGUCCUACCUACCCCAGACCCAUCAUAACUCUGUGAUGCACAGGUCUUACCCACCCCAGACCCAUUAUGACUCUGUGAUGCACAGGUCUUACCCACCCCAGACCCAUCAUGACACUGUGAUGCACAGGUCCUACCUACCCCAGACCCAUCAUGACUCUGUGGUGCACAGGUCUUACCCACCCCAGACCCAUCAUAACUCUGUGAUGCACAGGUCUUACCCACCCCAGACCCAUUAUGACUCUGUGAUGCACAGGUCUUACCCACCCCAGACCCAUCAUGACACUGUGAUGCACAGGUCCUACCUACCCCAGACCCAUCAUGACUCUGCAAUGCACAGGUCUUACACACCCCAUACCCAUCAUGACUCAGUGAUGCACAUGUCUUACCCACCCCAGACCCAUCAUGACACUGUGAUGCACAGGUCUUACCCACCCCAGACCCAUCAUGACACUGUGAUGCACAGGUCCUACUUACCCCAGACCCAUCAUGACUCUGCAAUGCACAGGUCUUACACACCCCAUACCCAUCAUGACUCAGUGAUGCACAUGUCUUACCCACCCCAGACCCAUCAUGACACUGUGAUGCUCAUGUCUUACCCACUCCAGACCCAUCAUGACUCUGUGAUGCACAUGUCUUACCCACCCCAGACCCAUCAUGACUCUGUGAUGCACAUGUCUUACCCACCCAAGACCCAUCGAUUCGAACCUGUGAUUGCAAGUCAGCACAAGUUCGGAUCUACGGGUUAG
Asterias rubens (European starfish) is the source of this 1980-nucleotide messenger RNA. RefSeq names its product extensin-3-like. The transcript has a single exon. The record is from RefSeq and is a predicted model, not a curated record. Lineage: Eukaryota; Metazoa; Echinodermata; Asteroidea; Forcipulatida; Asteriidae. The coding region runs from base 1 to 1980 and encodes 659 amino acids.